CGGGAUACAUUUUUUUGGCGGGUAAACUGAUCUGGCAAUCGGCCACGGGAUCAUCCAACUCAGUUUUCCCGCCAAGCAACGCCCAUUUACCUGGCCAAGCCCCUUUCUGCUAUCUCUCGCCACUCUCCUUUCUCUCUGUCCUUCGGUCCAACAAUUCAUCCAUCCAUGGAGUCCUCCGGUAACACAGAGCCGACAGAGAAAAUUUCUGCAGCAGAACCCUCAUUUUCGAGUUUCAAUACCUUUAGGUCGAAGAAGAUAAUCAGAUCGAGUUCGAAAUCGGCUUCCUCGAAUGAAGCCCAAGCAGCAGAUCUGCACCAAUGGAGCUUAAAGACACCGGAGAAGCCGACGCAGCUCCCUCGUCGAAUCAGAAAUCAAGGUUUUGCCCUUUCGGUAAAGGAAGUGAAGAAGAUCGCUCAAGGGCUCCGGAAGACAAAUACAGAUGCACCAUCCGAUCAACUGAAUCGGAUUGGGACAAGCACAAAUCUCUCGUCUGAAUAUGGACCGAGUGCCAGUGCGGUCGGUAAAUCUUCCAAGACCGAAGCAUCAACUAAGCUUCCUGAGAAGUAUGAGAUGUUGGCCGAGUUCUUUGACAGUAUGGAAAGCUCAAUUCGGCUGCUUCGGUUGAAAAAAUCACUGUCGACGUUUACAAACAUUUCACCGAAAGUUGAGGCCCUAACAGACCGGAGGUUUUCUUAUGGGCAUUUAGCUCAAUUGAAGUACAUUUUACCCGAAGCUAUUAUAAUUCAGAAGGUUCUUAUGCACGAUGAGGGAACACUGUGCAUGAAGCCGGAACUUCAGAUUACUCUUCAAACAGAUGCCUUAGAAAAUGAUGAGAAGCGGAAGGUCGGAAGUGGGUAUUUGAAGUUGAGGAAGAUUUUCCGUGAAAGGCUUUUGGAUUUCUUCAAAGCUCACCCCGAGGGAGAUGAAAUUCCAGAGGAAGUGCUGCCGGAGCCAUUCAAUCAAAAGAAACAGAACAUACUCUCAAGUGCUAUCAAGACCUACAACCCCACACCCACACCAUCUAAUGAUCUUCAAGAACAACUCCCGGUAGUAACAGCGUCUCAUCUUUCUCGGUCUUUCCAGAGGCGUUUUUCACAGAGAGUUUCCAUAUCUAAAACAGAACACGAUUUCCUACAACUACCCAGCGUUCCUCCCGAAUCUUCAGUUUUAUCAGUCUUAAACCGAUGCCCCAAAGAAAGUUCUUCUAUUGAGGAGCCUUGCACUUCUCCAGCUUCGUCACCUCUUAAAUAUUCUUCAAAAUCAUUGACCAGUAAAAGAUUGCCAAAAGUUUGUGCUUCUCCAUCUCAAUUACAUCCCUCAAGCACUAUUGCAGAAGUGGGCAAAAAGGCAGAACUUAUGAGGAAUGAGGAUUGUUCUUUGACAGAAACUGCUGGUACCCAAGGGACUCCUGCAAAACUCGUUUCAACUCCAGCCAAGCUGAUGAGCAUUACACCCACAUUGCAGACACCAAAAAGAUGUCGAAUGAGCCCUGACAAUGAUUUUGCUAACUCACCCAACAAGCUGGCCAGGCGUCCAAACCGGAGCAGAUCUUUGAAAUUUGACACUCCUGUAAAGAAUACAAAAACUGGGGAAGAAACAAUUGAGACAUGGGGGUCAUCUGUUGAGAAGGGCAUUAUGGAAAUUCUUCCGGAGGCACUUUUGCAAUCGAUACGAGAGAAGGAGAGAAAAGCAAUGGAGGAGAGGGAUGCAGGAAUCUCUCAAGCGAAGAGGCGGCAACAAAUGAUUGCAUGCCUACCCAAGCUGUUUGACAUGAUCCGCCUAAUAUUUCAGUCAGCUAAGCGUUCUGUUAUGACAAAGGAGGAGCUUAUGCACAAGAUAAUUGCCAGUCACUGUGAUAUAACUGAUAAAAGGGAAGUUGAAGAGCAGCUGAACUUGAUGGAUGAACUAGUUCCAGAUUGGAUUUCGAGGAAGGUGGCAUCUAGUGGGGAUUAUAUAUUCUGUCUCAAUAUGAAUUCAAAUCCUGAGUCAAUACGCCUUAGACUUGCAGAAGCGGAGUGAGAAUGUGCACUGAUUGAAAUUCAGUUGUGACGGAACUGAUGAUGUCCGGUAGCAGAAUUCAGAUGUCCAACAUAGCUGAAGACAAAGUGAUCAACAUUGGCCAAAUAUCUAAUUUAAUUACCUCUUAUUAUCACCCCUCUAUGUGGGUCUAUUUGUAAAUAAUUUUCUUGAUUCUUUUCCAUUAAUGUAUAGCAAGCUUGUGAGAGAGUUAAGCUUGCUCUUAACAAUGUAUAAUCACGUAGUCAGUUUGGUUCAUUGUAAAUGGCUAAAUGCCAAUUACCCUCUAAUAUGCUGUUCAAUUCUUUCAAAUGCCAACAUAUAUUACAGAAGAAUCAUGUUAAAUUAUGGUAUGAAUAUCUUGGAU
Molecule: messenger RNA, 2383 nt
Organism: Nelumbo nucifera (sacred lotus)
Lineage: Eukaryota; Viridiplantae; Streptophyta; Magnoliopsida; Proteales; Nelumbonaceae
Gene: CDT1A
Product: CDT1-like protein A
Biological process (GO): DNA replication checkpoint signaling; regulation of DNA-templated DNA replication initiation; mitotic cell cycle
Cellular component (GO): nucleus
Molecular function (GO): DNA binding; DNA polymerase binding
Source: RefSeq, a predicted model, not a curated record